AUGUCCUCCCAUCAGAGUAGUCGACCGAGGGCCAUCCAGACCCCAUCCCUUGCUCGAGACUCUUAUGGCAAUGAUGCAGAAAGAGACCCCAGAUCGAUCUCGGAGGAGUCCGAACUGUCGCAUUACCUCCACUACGAAGACAACGACGGCUUUUUCCCUCCAGCCUGGCUAGGGAAGGCACCGCCUACUCAACAUGGAGUUGGAACGAAGGGAUGGGGAAGUGCCUCAAAAUCGCAUUAUGUCCGCCGAAUCCAUUCUUCCUUUAUGGGCCUUGAAAUCCCACGGAUACAAGUCGCCGCGGGGAAGGCUGGAGCAGAGACUCGCAUGACUACAAUUGCUAUAUCAAGGGGCAAUCAGAGGGGCGCUUGCUGGAACAAGGAUUACUCGGUAUUAUCAUUCUAG
This is a messenger RNA of Aspergillus niger, 402 nucleotides long. RefSeq lists its product as uncharacterized. The transcript is spliced from 2 exons. NCBI's taxonomy places the organism in Eukaryota, Fungi, Ascomycota, Eurotiomycetes, Eurotiales, Aspergillaceae. The record is from RefSeq and is a predicted model, not a curated record. The coding region runs from base 1 to 402 and encodes 133 amino acids.